This is a messenger RNA of Funneliformis caledonium, 573 nucleotides long. NCBI's taxonomy places the organism in Eukaryota, Fungi, Glomeromycota, Glomeromycetes, Glomerales, Glomeraceae. The record is from the annotation of a GenBank genome assembly.
AUGUCUUUUUUCAGUUGGUAUAAAAAUCACUUAACGAGACGACCGAUUUUGAUUCAAUCUAUUACCACGGGAACGUUAUUUGCUACGGGAGAUGUUAUAGCUCAACAAUUUGUUGAACAAAGGGGAUUGGAAUCUCAUAAUUCUUAUCGAACUUUAAGACUUGGAGGAUUUGGUUUAUGUGGACCAUCCACAGCUCUUUGGUAUCGAUCUUUAGAUCGAUUUGUUACGAUUAAAAAUCCCAUGUUAGGGUUAGUAACGCGCGUUUCGCUAGACCAAGCUUUAUUCGCUCCAUGUUUUAUUACAACAUUUUUUAUAUGUCAAGCUUUAAUGGAAGGUCAAGCUAAAUCUCAGAUUUUAGAAAAACUUGGAGAUGUUUUCGUGCCUACUUUAAUUAAUAAUUAUAAAUUGUGGCCAGCAGUACAAUUAGUCAAUUUUCAUUUUGUACCAUUGAAUUAUAGGACUUUGAUUGUCAAUUGUGUUGCUCUUGGUUGGAAUACUUAUUUAUCCGUUAUUAAUAAGAAAAGUUCCGAUAAAGUAAAUGAUAAAGGGGAGAAAAUUAAUACACCUUUGUAA